Messenger RNA from Sciurus carolinensis (gray squirrel), 1293 nucleotides. RefSeq names its product chromosome 4 C12orf71 homolog (gene C4H12orf71). Bases 1 to 1293 code for a protein of 430 amino acids. NCBI's taxonomy places the organism in Eukaryota, Metazoa, Chordata, Mammalia, Rodentia, Sciuridae. The transcript is spliced from 3 exons. The record is from RefSeq and is a predicted model, not a curated record.
AUGGAAGACUCAUCCUCUGAGAGCAACUGCACUGAGGAAGAGGACUGCAUUUCUGAAUCUGAAUCUAACCUGAGCCUCUCUGUAGGCUAUUUCCCCUAUGAGGACAACAUCGCCUAUGAAGACACAACCUCCUGUGAAGACUCAAUUUCCGAGGGAUUUUCCUGCCAUUUUCUCCCUCCUAUCCAAGGGACAUGGGGGAUUAAAAGCUUAAGGAGGCCUGUUGGGAUAAGAGAUCAAAUUCAGGACAACCCAGAGAUGUUUUCCAAACUCACCAUCUCACUGGCCUGGGAUGUUGAUAUGGGCUCUGAUCAUCAAGACUCACUAUCUAAUUUGGAUCUAAAUGGAGACAAUCAAUGGGUAGAAAAAUGGCCACAGGAGAGGACAAAACUAACUCUCUGCAAACUGGACAAUCUAAUGCAAAAGCUUAAGGCAUUUCUAGAAAAUCAGAAAGAAGAUACAGAUGAUGAAUCUGUGUUCUCUGAGUCUACUCAGGAGGAAGAUCUACAACCGUCUAGUUACUUCCCUCUCAAUAUGUAUCAGAUGAUAAGCGAGGUGAGUGGCACUGCAGAGACACCCUCAGUCUCAGCAGGGCAGCCAAAGGAGAGUGACACACCUUCUGAAACAGAAACCACAUCCUGUCUGAACUUCCGGUCCAUCUUUCACUGGCUCAGGACAAGGCUCUUCUCUUCCCUGCCCAGGAGAAAGCACCCUGAGAGGUCAACCAAGAGCCCCAGGUGCGGGGCCCACGGACACACACGAGACCCCCGACGUCCAGCCGUGGAGGCGUUUUUCUCACACGGAAGCGAGCGCGGCGCCGUAGGAGUUCAGCCCUACCCCCACCUUCGCCCCCCAAAAGUGCCGGUCCGGUCCCCACUGGGAAACAGGAACGAGCUGGAAAAGGAAAUCGACCCCGCGAAGGGGAGGAGCGGCGGCUGCAGCCGCGCAGCGGUGCCACUCGGCUCGGUGGCCGAGCGCGGCCAACCGCCCUUACCUGGGGGUGAGAGCCGCCGGCACUACUUCCAAAAGUUCCGUUCACCUUCGCUCCCAGUUCAAAGCCCCGCCACCCGGCCCAGCCGCAGGCAAGCCGCGCACGACUCGGUCCCCGGCCCGUCCCCACCCAGUCUGCCCUACACCAUGUCAGGAAUCUGGGCAGGCACCGAGCUGGGAGCUGACAUCACUCCCAGCCCCAGGUACCUCCUCCUCCCACCGCCGCCCUCUCUCCUCCCCGCCUGCAGGAAUGAGCCAAAGAGCGUCGGCAGCGGGGCGGGGCGGCAGCGCCUGCGCCCCCACUGA